Molecule: messenger RNA, 582 nt
Organism: Acanthosepion pharaonis
Lineage: Eukaryota; Metazoa; Mollusca; Cephalopoda; Sepiida; Sepiidae
Source: the annotation of a GenBank genome assembly
AUGUAUUUUCUUUUAUUUUUCUUCCUGCAGAUAAAUUUCUGUCUGUUCUUAAAUAUCGUUCGAGUAUUAUUUACAAAACUGAAUGCUCCACACAACAGAGAGUCGAGAAACGCACGAUACAGGCGUCUGGCCAAAUCAACGUUGAUUCUGAUUCCAUUGUUCGGUUGCCAUAUUAUCUUCUCCUUUAAACCUGAGCACCUCAGUGUCAAGGCCGAGUUGAUUCUUCUCACCUUUGAAAUGUUGCUGAGCUCAUUUCAGGGCUUCGUUGUGGCGAUUCUGUUGUGUUUUGCAAAUUGCGAGGUGAAAUCGGAAAUAGCCAGUUUUUGGGAACGCAACUUCGUUGGUGACAAUUCCCACCGUCCUACACCGUUCACCAGCCUUUCUGAGUACUUUGCCAGAAGUCGACAGUCGUUCAGUGAGCAGAAGAUGACUUCCGUCAUUGACAAUAAUCUUGAAGCUGUCAUUAUAGUGGCACCAAUUAUUUAUAUCCAUAUAAAUCAAUCAAUGUCCGUUUAUAAUCUAUCUAUCUAUCUAUCUAUCUAUCUAUCUCUUCGAUGGACACGGUUUCUUCCAGCAAAGUAA